Messenger RNA from Phyllostomus hastatus (greater spear-nosed bat), 12144 nucleotides. RefSeq names its product mucin 5B, oligomeric mucus/gel-forming (gene MUC5B). NCBI's taxonomy places the organism in Eukaryota, Metazoa, Chordata, Mammalia, Chiroptera, Phyllostomidae. The record is from RefSeq and is a predicted model, not a curated record. Gene Ontology annotation, molecular function: protein binding. Gene Ontology annotation, cellular component: extracellular matrix.
ACCACCCGCCCACCAGUCGCCAGGAUGGGCCCCCCAGGCGGGUGCCGGGCACUGGCGUGGGCCCUGCUGGCCCUGCUCCUGGUGCAGAAGGCAGAGACGCAGGACAGCCGGGAGCUGAGCUGGGCGGGCACAGAGGCUGCCAAGAACGCCCAGUCCCUGAUCUUCCUCCCGCCUGUCAACGUCGCCGGCUUCCCCACCAUAAGCCCCCUGGACCCGGCCCACAACGGGCGGGUCUGCAGCACCUGGGGCGACUUCCACUACAAGACCUUCGACGGCGACGUCUUCCGCUUCCCCGGCCGCUGCAACUACGUCUUCUCCGCGCACUGCGGGGCCGCCUACGAGGACUUCAACGUGCAGCUCCGCCGCCACGGCCCGGCCGGCUCCAGGCCCGCCAUCACCCACGUGGUCCUCAAGGCCCAGGGGCUGGUGCUGGAGUUCUCCAACGGCUCCAUCCUGGUCGACGGGCAGCGGGAAGAGCUGCCCUACAGCCGGGCCGGCCUCCUGGUGGAGCAGAGCAGCAGCUACGUCAAGGUCACCGUCAGGCUGGUGCUGACCUUCAUGUGGAAUGGAGAGGACAGCGCCCUGCUGGAGCUGGACUCCAAGUACGCCAACCAGACCUGUGGCCUCUGCGGGGACUUCAACGGGCUCCGCGCCGUCAGAGAGCUCUACAGCCACAACACCAGGCUCACCCCGCUUCAGUUCGGGAACCUGCAGAAGCUGGACGGGCCCACGGAGCAGUGUGAGGACCCCCAGCCGUCCCCCGCCAACAACUGCACCGUGGAGGACGACGUCUGCAGCCGCACCCUGCGGGGCCCGGGCUUUGCCGCCUGCAACCGGCUGGUGGACCCCGAGGCCUAUGCGGUGGCCUGCGCCCAGGACCUGUGCAGCUGCCCCGGCUGCCUGUGCGCCACCCUCACCGAGUACUCCCGCCAGUGCGCCCACGCCGGGGGCCGGCCGCAGAGCUGGAGGGGCCCCGACCUCUGCCCCCGGACGUGCCCCCUCAACAUGCAGCACCAGGAGUGCGGCUCACCCUGCGCCGACACCUGCUCCAACCCCCAGCGCUCCCAGCUGUGCGAGGACCACUGCAUGGACGGCUGCUUCUGCCCCCCAGGCACCGUGCUGGACGACGUCACGAACACCGGCUGCCUGCCGCUGCACAGCUGCCCCUGCACCCACGGCGGCCGCACCUACGCCCCGGGGGCCUCCUUCACCUCCAGCUGCAGCUCCUGCACCUGCUCCGGGGGGCUGUGGCAGUGCCAGGACCUGCCGUGCCCGGGCACCUGCUCCGUCACGGGCGGCUCCCACAUCUCCACCUACGACGAGAGGCUCUACGACAUGCAUGGGGACUGCGGCUACCUCCUGUCGAAGAAAUGUGCGGACAGCGGCUUCGUGGUGCUGGCCGAGCUGCGGAAGUGCGGCCUGACCGACAACGAGAACUGCCUCAAAACCGUGACGCUGAGCUUGAACGGCGGGGACACGACCAUCCGCAUCCAGGCCAGCGGCGGGGUCUUCAUGAACUCCAUCUACACCCAGCUGCCCCUGUCGGCAGGGAACCUCGUCAUCUUCAGGCCCUCGACCUUCUUCAUCCUGGUGCACACGGGCCUCGGGCUGCAGCUGGAGGUGCAGCUGGUGCCCCUCAUGCAGGUCUUCCUCAGGCUGGACCCUGCCUACCGAGGCCAGAUGUGCGGUCUCUGCGGGAACUUCAACCAGAACCAGGCCGACGACUUCCGGACCCUCAGCGGCGUGGUGGAGGGCACGGCCGCCGCCUUCGCCAACACCUGGAAGACGCAGGCCGCCUGCCCCAACGUCCGGAACAGCUUCGAGGACCCCUGCGCCCUCAGCGUGGAGAACGAGAAAUACGCCCAGCACUGGUGCUCCCUGCUGACCGACCCCGCCGGCCCCUUCUCGCCUUGCCACUCCGUCAUCAGCCCCGCGCCCUUCCACUCAAACUGCCUGUUCGACACCUGCAACUGCGAGAGGAGUGAGGACUGCCUGUGUGCCGCCCUGGCCUCCUACGUCCACGCCUGCGCCGCCCGGGGCCUGCUGCUCAGCGGCUGGAGGGCCGGCGUCUGCACCAAGUACAUGAACUCCUGCCCCAAGUCCCAGAGCUACGCCUACGUGGUGAGCGGCUGCCAGCCCACCUGCCGGGCCCUGAGCCAGACUGACGUCACCUGCGGGGUCAGCUUCGUGCCCGUGGACGGCUGCACCUGCCCCAACGGCACCUUCCUGGACGACAGGGGCAACUGCGUGUCCGCCGAGGCCUGUCCCUGCUACUUCCACGGCUCCGUGGUGGCCCCCGGGGAGGUGGUGCACGACCACGGUGUGGUGUGCUCGUGCACCAGCGGGAAGCUGAGCUGCCUGGGCGCCGCGGAGCAGACCAGGACGGGCUGCGUGGCGCCCAUGGUGUACCUGGACUGCAACAACGCCUCGGCCGGCACCCUCGGGUCCGAGUGCCUCCGCAGCUGCCACAUGCUGGACGUGGACUGCUUCAGCACGCACUGCGUGUCCGGCUGUGUCUGCCCCCCCGGGCUGCUGUCCAACGGCAGCGGGGGCUGCGUGGCCGAGAAGGACUGCCCCUGUCUGCACAACGAGGCCGCCUACCAGCCCGGGGACACCAUCCGGGUGGACUGCAACACCUGCACCUGCCGGAACCGCAGGUGGGACUGCACCCGCAGGCCCUGCCUGGGCACCUGCGUGGCCUAUGGGGACAGCCACUUCAUCACCUUCGACGGCGAGCGGUACAGCUUCCAGGGCAACUGCGAGUACACGCUGGCCCAGGACCACUGCGGCGGCAAUGGCAGCACCAAUGGCACCUUCCGCAUUGUCACCGAGAACGUCCCCUGCGGGACCACGGGUGUCACCUGCUCCAAGGCCAUCAAGAUCUUCCUGGAGAACUAUGAGGUCAUGCUCCACGAGGGCACCUACAAGGUGGUGCGGCGGGGGCCGGGCGGAGACCUGCCCUACAGGAUCCGGUACAUGGGCACCCACCUGGCCGUCGAGACCCGCAGCGGCCUGGUUGUAUCCUGGGACCGGAAGACCAGCGUGUUCAUCCGGCUGCGCCAGGAUUACAAGGGGAGGGUCUGCGGGCUGUGCGGGAACUUCGACGACAACGCCCUCAACGACUUCACCACGCGGAGCCAGUCCGUGGCGGGCGACACCCUGGAGUUCGGCAACAGCUGGAAGUUCUCCCCGUCCUGCCCGGACGCCCCGGCGCCCAGGGACCCCUGCACCGCCAACCCCUACCGCAAGUCCUGGGCGCAGAAGCAGUGCAGCAUUCUCAACGGCGCCGUCUUCCAGGCCUGCCGCUCUCAGGUCGACCCCACCAAGUACUACGAGGCCUGCGUGAGCGACGCGUGCGCCUGCGACUCGGGCGGCGACUGCGAGUGCUUCUGCACGGCCGUGGCCGCCUACGCCCAGGCCUGCCGCGAGGUGGGCGUGUGCGUGUCCUGGCGCACCCCGGACGUCUGCCCCCUGUUCUGCGACUACUACAACCCCCACGGGGAGUGCGAGUGGCACUACCAGCCCUGCGGAGUCCCCUGCCUGCGGACCUGCCGGAACCCCAGUGGACGCUGCCUGGUGGACCUGCCCGGCCAGGAAGGCUGCUACCCCAAGUGUCCGCCCAACAAGCCGUUCUUCAGUGAGGACCAGAUGAAGUGUGUGGCCCAGUGCGGCUGCUACGAUGACGACGGGAACUACCACGAAGUUGGCACCAGUGUCCCCGCGGCGGAGAACUGCCAGAGCUGUGACUGCGCCCCAGGCGGCAUCCGGUGCACACACAGCCUCGCGGCCUGUAAGUGCACCUACGAGGGUAAGACGUACAGCUACGGGGACGUCAUCUACAACACGACCGAUGGGCUGGGUGCCUGCUUGACCGCCGUCUGCGGAGACAACGGCACGAUCGCGCGGACGGUCACGGAAUGCCUGGGAACAGCCUCCACCACAGCCUUCAGCUUCACCUCCACCGCGGUUCCGCCCUCCGCCACAGGCCCAGCCCCCACCGUCUCCACCGUGUGCGUGCACCAGGAGUGCCGCUGGUCGGCCUGGUACGAUGGCAGCCACCCAGAGCCCGGCAUGGGCGGUGGGGACUUCGAGACGUUUGCCAGCCUGAGGCAGAGGGGCUACGACAUCUGCCCGGGCCCAAGCAGCAUCGAGUGCAGGGCCCAGCUGCUCCCCGACACGCCCCUGGAGCAGCUGGGCCAGAAGGUGGAGUGCGACCCCGUGCGGGGGCUCACCUGCCUCAACAGCGAGCAGAACCCCCCGCUCUGCCACAACUACGAGCUGCGGGUGCUCUGCUGCGACUACGUGCCCUGCGGCACCCCCCCGGGCCCGGCCCCCAGCCAGAGUCCGACCCCCAGGCCCUUGCCCACCUCCACCGUCCAGACGACGACGGCCUUCACCUCACCCUCCAAGGAGUCCGGGAGCCCCGAGGCUCCGAGCACCACCUGCCAGCGCCGGUGUCGGUGGACGACGUGGUUCGACGAGGAUUACCCCCAGCCCGAGGAGGCGGGGGGGGACAUCGAGUCCUUCGACAAGAUCAGGAGCUCGGGCGGAGAGGUGUGCGAGCGGCCCGUGGACAUAGAGUGCCGGGCCGAGGGCUUCCCCGACAGGCGCCCCGAGGAGCUGGGGCAGCGCGUGCACUGCGACCCCAGCUUCGGCCUGGUCUGCAGGAACGCCGAGCAGCCGGGCCUGUUCAAGAUGUGCUACAACUACAGAAUCCGCCUGCUGUGCUGCCGCUGUGAGGAGCCCGGCUCCACCACCGUGGCCACGACCGCUUCCAGGAGCCCCACGGCUCCCACAGCCUCCACACAGCCCACUGCCCUGCCGGGGACCUCGGGGGGCCCGUCACAGGGACCCACCCAGGGGCCGGAGACAACUCGGACGUCCAGAGCUCGGCCAAGCACGAAGACACCAGUGGGCACUUCCGGCGCGGUCUCCACCCGCCCGCCGUCUCCGCCGUUCCCUGGGACGAGCGCACCCACAGCAGGCACCCAGGUGCCCACAACCACCACGGAGGCCACCACCGGCCGUGGCACAACCGCCUGCGAACCCAAGUGUGAGUGGACAGAAUGGUUUGACGUGGACUUCCCCACCUCCGGGGUCGCCGGCGGAGACAUGGAGACCUACGAGAACAUCAGAGCCGCGGGCGGCAAGAUGUGCGCGGAGCCGCAGAAGAUCGAGUGCCGGGCCGAGAACUACCCGGAGGUGAGCCUCGACCAGAUCGGCCAGGUGGUCAGCUGCAGCCUGCAGACCGGGCUGGUGUGCAGGAACCGGGACCAGAAGGGACAGUUCAACAUGUGCUUCAACUACAACAUCCGACUGCUGUGCUGUGAGCAGGCCCCCCACUGCCCCACUGCCCGGACACCCACGACCCUGGGUCCGCCAGCCACCCAGACCACACCCACCCCCUCAAGGACACCCGCAUCCACCAGGUCGGCCCACACACCUGGCCGCGAAACAGCCCACGUGCGGACGGUCACCACGCAGACCACACGCAGGGUCCCAACCAGCAGUCCCACCUUUGGGACCACCCUGCUCUUCAGCACCACAACGACCAAACCCAUCCCAUCCACUCCGACCUCUGUGACGACAGGGGUCUGCAUGCCUCGCUGCACCUGGACAGACUGGCUGGACCAGAGCUACCCCAUGCCCGGGGCCUCGGGCGGCGACUUUGAGACCUUCGACAACCUCCGGGCGGCCGGCAGGGCCCUGUGCGCGCACCCCGUGGGCCUGGAGUGCCGGGCCGAGUCCCAGCCCGACGUGCCCCCUGGCCCAGCUGGGCCAGGUGGUGCUGUGCAGCCUGGGGAGGGCCUGGUGUGCCGCAACCGCGACCAGGCCGGCCCGUUCCAGAUGUGCCUCAACUACCAGGUCCGCGUGCUCUGCUGCGACUACAGCCACUGCCCCCCAACACCGGCCACCACCACGGCCCCUCCGCCCCUCUCAGUGGCCACCGGCACCCCAGGGCCGUCCUCCGCGACGGCCACCACCCUAACUGGAACCUCCAGGGCCACCAGCCGGGUCUCAGGGCCCAGCAGCCAGCCCGGGGGCUCCAGCACCACGGCCAGCACAACCCGGGCCACCUCCAGCUCGGGGGCCAGCACCGGGGGGUCCCCGCCGCCCCCCAUUGCUCAGACCACCAGCACCCUGCCCCCCACCACCCGACGCCCCUCAUCAGGCGUCCCCCACGCCCUCGGCGUCUUCGGGGACCACCCAGACCCCAGCCACGAUGCCCUCGACUGGCUGGACCAGAGCUACCCCAUGCCCGGGGCCUCGGGCGGCGACUUUGAGACCUUCGACAACCUCCGGGCGGCCGGCAGGGCCCUGUGCGCGCACCCCGUGGGCCUGGAGUGCCGGGCCGAGUCCCAGCCCGACGUGCCCCUGGCCCAGCUGGGCCAGGUGGUGCUGUGCAGCCUGGGGAGGGCCUGGUGUGCCGCAACCGCGACCAGGCCGGCCCCGUUCCAGAUGUGCCUCAACUACCAGGCGCCCCCCACGCCCUCGGCGUCUUCGGGGACCACCCAGACCCCAGCCACGAUGCCCUCGGUCUCGCCCACCACCGAGUGUGCGCCUCGCUGCACCUGGACAGACUGGCUGGACCAGAGCUACCCCAUGCCCGGGGCCUCGGGCGGCGACUUUGAGACCUUCGACAACCUCCGGGCGGCCGGCAGGGCCCUGUGCGCGCACCCCGUGGGCCUGGAGUGCCGGGCCGAGUCCCAGCCCGACGUGCCCCUGGCCCAGCUGGGCCAGGUGGUGCUGUGCAGCCUGGAGGGCCUGGUGUGCCGCAACCGCGACCAGGCCGGCCCGUUCCAGAUGUGCCUCAACUACCAGGUCCGCGUGCUCUGCUGCGACUACAGCCACUGCCCCCCAACACCGGCCACCACCACGGCCCCUCCGCCCCUCUCAGUGGCCACCGGCACCCCAGGGCCGUCCUCCACGACGGCCACCACCCUAACUGGAACCUCCAGGGCCACCAGCCGGGUCUCAGGGCCCAGCAGCCAGCCCGGGGCCUCCAGCACCACGGCCAGCACAACCCAGGCCACCUCCAGCUCCGGGGCCAGCACCGGGGGGUCCCCGCCGCCCCCCAUUGCUCAGACCACCAGCACCCUGCCCCCCACCACCCGACGCCCCUCAUCAGGCGCCCCCACGCCCUCGGCGUCUUCGGGGACCACCCAGACCCCAGCCACGAUGCCCUCGGUCUCGCCCACCACCGAGUGUGCGCCUCGCUGCACCUGGACAGACUGGCUGGACCAGAGCUACCCCAUGCCCGGGGCCUCGGGCGGCGACUUUGAGACCUUCGACAACCUCCGGGCGGCCGGCAGGGCCCUGUGCGCGCACCCCGUGGGCCUGGAGUGCCGGGCCGAGUCCCAGCCCGACGUGCCCCUGGCCCAGCUGGGCCAGGUGGUGCUGUGCACUGGGGAGGGCCUGGUGUGCCGCAACCGCGACCAGGCCGGCCCGUUCCAGAUGUGCCUCAACUACCAGGUCCGCGUGCUCUGCUGCGACUACAGCCACUGCCCCCCAACACCGGCCACCACCACGGCCCCUCCGCCCCUCUCAGUGGCCACCGGCACCCCAGGGCCGUCCUCCGCGACGGCCACCACCCUAACUGGAACCUCCAGGGCCACCAGCCGGGAUCUCAGGGCCCAGCAGCCAGCCCGGGGCCUCCAGCACCACGGCCAGCACAACCCAGGGCCACCUCCAGCUCGGGGGGCCAGCACCGGGGGGUCCCCGCCGCCCCCCAUUGCUCAGACCACCAGCACCCUGCCCCCCACCACCCGCCGCCCCUCAUCAGGCGUCCCCACGCCCUCGGCGUCUUCGGGGACCACCCAGACCCCAGCCACGAUGCCCUCGGUCUCGCCCACCACCGAGUGUGCGCCUCGCUGCACCUGGACAGACUGGCUGGACCAGAGCUACCCCAUGCCCGGGGCCUCGGGCGGCGACUUUGAGACCUUCGACAACCUCCGGGCGGCCGGCAGGGCCCUGUGCGCGCACCCCGUGGGCCUGGAGUGCCGGGCCGAGUCCCAGCCCGACGUGCCCCUGGCCCAGCUGGGCCAGGUGGUGCUGUGCAGCCUGGGGGAGGGCCUGGUGUGCCGCAACCGCGACCAGGCCGGCCCGUUCCAGAUGUGCCUCAACUACCAGGUCCGCGUGCUCUGCUGCGACUACAGCCACUGCCCCCCAACACCGGCCACCACCACGGCCCCUCCGCCCCUCUCAGUGGCCACCGGCACCCCAGGGCCGUCCUCCACGACGGCCACCACCCUAACUGGAACCUCCCGGGCCACCAGCCGGGUCUCAGGGCCCAGCAGCCAGCCCGGGGGCUCCAGCACCACGGCCAGCACAACCCAGGGCCACCUCCAGCUCGGGGGCCAGCACCGGGGGUCCCCGCCGCCCCCCAUUGCUCAGACCACCAGCACCCUGCCCCCCCCCCACCACCCGACGCCCCUCAUCAGGCGUCCCCCACGCCUCGGCGUCUUCGGGACCACCCAGACCCCAGCCACGAUGCCCUCGGUCUCGCCCACCACCGAGUGUGCGCCUCGCUGCACCUGGACAGACUGGCUGGACCAGAGCUACCCCAUGCCCGGGGCCUCGGGCGGCGACUUUGAGACCUUCGACAACCUCCGGGCGGCCGGCAGGGCCCUGUGCGCGCACCCCGUGGGCCUGGAGUGCCGGGCCGAGUCCCAGCCCGACGUGCCCCUGGCCCAGCUGGGCCAGGUGGUGCUGUGCAGCCUGGGGGAGGGCCUGGUGUGCCGCAACCGCGACCAGGCCGGCCCGUUCCAGAUGUGCCUCAACUACCAGGUCCGCGUGCUCUGCUGCGACUACAGCCACUGCCCCAGCUCCCCUGCCACGUCCAGGGCCCCUCCUUCCAGCCCGGGGACCAGCGGCCGCCCGUCACCCGCAGGGACCUCAGCAACGUUGUCUACAGCCACCGCCAGUCAGCCUCUGCCCUCGUCCCCCGGCAGCACUGCGGGCACCCCUGCUCCCCAGCCUCCCCACUCCCCUUUCAGCACCACCGGCCGCGUGCCUGCCCCCAGUUCCUCUGCCUUCCCGGGUACUCUCAGCACAGCCCCCCUGGUCACCUCCCCCAGACAGACCGCCUCCGGCGUCCCACCCACAAGUCCCACAUUGGCGACAGCCCUGCACACCACGCCCCCCUUCACCCUCAGCAGCCUCAGGCCCACGGCCUCCCCGGGCACCCCCGGCCCCACCACCGCCUGCCUGUGCCGGGCGUUUGGACAGCUUUUCAAACCAGGGGACAUCGUCUACAACAGGACCGACCAUGCCGGCUGCUCCUUCCACGCUGUCUGCAACCGGCACUGUGAGCUCGACCGCUUCCAGGAUACCUGCGCCACCACCAGGCCCCCGGAGCCCCAGACUGCCGUAACCCCGACCACCCCGGGGCCCCAGACUGUCGUAACCCCGACCACCCCGCCUGCUGGCUGCAACCUCACCGACCCUCCCCGGAAGGUGAAUGAGUCCUGGACGCUGGAGGACUGCACCGUGGCCCGCUGUGAGGGCGACAACCGCAUCACCCUGCUGAAGCCGAAGCCGGUGGAGAAGGUGGCCUGCGCGAACGGGCGCCCGCCGGUGAAAGUGCAGAGCCCGCUGGACCCCUGCCAGUACCACUACGAGUGCGAGUGCUCCUGCAGCAGCUGGGGGGGCUCCAACUACCUCACCUUCGACGGCACCUCCUACUCCUUCCGGGACGCCUGCACGCACGUCCUGGUGAAGGAGAUCCACCCCCGCCUCGGGAACCUCACCGUCCUGCUGGACAACCACUACUGCGGGGCGGCCGCGGCCCGGUGUCCCCGCGCCCUCAUCGUCCACUACGAGUCCAUGGAGGUCGACCUCACCACCACCGCCGCCGGCGCCAGCGGGCAGGAGGAGAGCCUGGUCCUCUUCAACCACGUCCGGGUGAGCCAUGGCUUCAGCAAGGACGGCGUGAAUGUGUCCAUGAUGGGAAGCACCGCGGUGCGUGUCGACAUUCCGGCCAUCGGUGUCAGCGUCACCUUAGACGGGCACAUCUUCCAGAUCCAGCUGUCCUACAGCCACUUCGCCAACAACACCGAGGGCCAGUGCGGCACUUGCACCAACGACAGGACGGACGACUGCCGCCGGCCGGACGGCACCGUGGCCCCCACCUGUCAGGACAUGGGCAAGGACUGGCUGGUCCCCGGGAGCUGCUGGGCACCCACAGGCCCCCCCACGACCGCCACCCGCUCCUCAUCCCCGGCGCCCACCGCUCCCUCUGCCUCCCCGUGCCCCACCGCGCACCUCUGUGAGCUGCUGCUGAGCCCCGUCUUCGCCGAGUGCCACCGCCUCAUCCCGCCCAGCCUGUUCUUCAGCGCCUGCGUCCUUGACGCCUGCCGCCCUGAGGCGCCCUGCCAGAGCCUGGAGGCCUACGCGGCGCUCUGCCGAGCGCGCGGCGCGUGCAGCGACUGGCGGAACGCCACCGGCGGGCUGUGCAACUUCACCUGCCCGCCCGAAAAGGUGUACAAGUCGUGUGGCCCUUCGCAGCCCAGGUCCUGUGAUUCCAGGACACAGAUCUCAGGGAACAGGGGGCUGGUGGAGGGCUGCUUCUGUCCCGACAGCCACAUCCUCUUCAACUCCUACACGGGCAUCUGUGUGCCGGAGUGCCCCUGCGUGGGACCAGACGGGCAUCCCAAAUACCCCGGAGAUAAGUGGGAAAGCAACUGCCAGAACUGCGUGUGUGACAAGAGCUCCGUGUCGGUGCGGUGUGUCCCGGUGCAGUGUGACGCCCAAGCCCAGCCCCCGGAGUGCGGCCGGCCUGGCUUCGUGCCUAUGAUCAGGUCCCAGGCUGGCAGCUCGUGCUGCAAGGAGAUGCUGUGUGUCUGCAACUCGAGCACCUGCCAGCAGAGGCCCCCGGAAUGUAGGCCCCAGGAGGAGCUGGUCCGCACCCAGAAGGAGGGCGACUGCUGCCCCACCUACUACUGCAUGCCCACGCUGUGCUCCUACAACGGCACCUCCUACGGGGUCGGGGCGACCUUCCCAGCAACCGUUCCCUGCCACACAUGCACCUGCCUGUCUGCGGACAGCAGAAUGCUGACUGUGCACUGUGCGGAGGACACCUGCAACACCACCUGUCCCCAGGGCUACCAGUACUCCGCGGUGGCCGGGCAGUGCUGCGGGGAGUGCACGCUGGCAGCCUGCCUCACGCCCGAUGGCCAGGUGCUCCAGCCCAACGAGACCUGGGUCAACAGCCUGGUGGACAACUGCACCCACUACCACUGCCAGGUCGAGAGAGGGGUCCACGUGCUGAUCCCCAGGCCCGAGGCCUGCCCAGACCUGUCCAGCUGCAGGGGCAUCCUCAGGAAAACCGGCUGCUGCUUCUCCUGCGAGGAAGAGGACUCCUGCCGGGUCCGCGUCAACAGGACGGUGCUGCGGCACCAGGGCUGCGAGGCCCCGGUCAACAUGACCUUCUGCGAGGGCCCCUGCCCGGGAGUGUCCGAGUACUCCCCCGAGGCCCGGGCCAUGCAGCGGCGGUGCACCUGCUGCCGGGAGACCAGGGCCCACGAGGCGGCGGUGGCCCUGCGGUGCCCCGACGGGACGGCCGUCCAGUACACCUACACCCACGUGGAGCAGUGCAGCUGCACCCCCGCCCCCGCCUGCGUGCCCGAGGCCCCCUCGGACCGCACCUACGCCCACAUGUCCUAGGGGCCGCCGCCGUCUGACGCCACCGUGCCCCGCCCACCUCCCACCUGCCCAGGGUGGAACCCACACCCCGGCGGCAGCGGGAAACAGACAGUGCGGUGGGGGUCCAGCUGAGGGGGCCACGAGGCAGGGGACCCCUCCGGCCCAUCCCGGUCGCCCGCCCUGCCCUCAGCGCCAGGCCUCCUCUGGAACAAGCACCCCUCCCACCAGACGCGCCCCUCGCCGGCAUCGGAGGGGCCGGGCUGUGCUGCCCCCACUGCAGGCCUGCAGGCCGUGGAGCGUGGCCCCUCCCGCAGCACUGACACCUGCCCGGGCGGGGCCUGCUGCCUCUGGGGGCGGUGCAGGCUGGGUGGCCGGCCGCCCGCUCACGUCUGGACCUGGGGCUGAGCGGCCGAGGGGCGGCCGGGGAGGGGUCAGUGCUGGAAGCACCGCCUCCGCUCCCCCAGCCCCAACCUCGCAAAUAAACGCUGAGCAUCGUGCACA